UUGAAUCGAUGAAAAACAGGGGAAAAAAUAAUCCUGAAAACAUGAAUUCCUUAAGUAAGAAUCUUUCUGAUUGAGAGGAUAUGGAUAUAAAUUUCGGCUUAAGAGUUAUAGCAACUAGAUUUAACUUCAAUCUUCAAUCAUGGAGAAGUCAUCUUUUCUUGUGUUUCUGGUUGUUGCAACAUUGGUGACAAGGGUAUCGGCACAGAGAACAACAAGGAUUUGUCACCAACAAUCAGAUUGCAAUAUUAAAGAGGAAUGUUGCGUAAGUGGUUUAUUGCAAUUUGAAUCUCACUGCCUGAAAAAGCGACACCUUGGGGAAUUAUGUUUAGAAGACCAAGUUCCAUUUAAUGGUAUGUAUGAUAUAGUAUGCCCUUGCAUGGAUGGAUUAGAAUGUCGGAAACAAACUUCAUCAGUGAUAACAGAUGGGGCAACUUGUCACCCAAAGAAGGAACAUUAAUAAUAAAUAAAACUGUUAAUUAACUGUAACUGUUAACUGUAACUUUGGCAAAUUAAACUGUUGUUGACUAUUCUA
Molecule: messenger RNA, 532 nt
Organism: Parasteatoda tepidariorum (common house spider)
Lineage: Eukaryota; Metazoa; Arthropoda; Arachnida; Araneae; Theridiidae
Source: RefSeq, a predicted model, not a curated record